UACUGUUCUAUUUUAACACAGUAUAAUUACUAUUCUAUUUUAUUUCAUUGUGAACUUAACAACUGUAACCAGAUUAUGCUUCUAUAAACUAAUGUUUUAAAUUGUAGUUUUUAAAUUUAAAUAAGUGUUAAUUGCUAGUACAGCUAAUUUUAAGAGUUGAGAUAAUUUUUAGAGCUAAAUAUGGAAGAUAUUACUCCAGUGAAACUGGGUUAUUAUAUAGCAGAACCAAUGUUUGAUGCUAAUGAAACUUUGUGUCCUCUAAUUUUCGUGCAUGGUUUUGCGCAAUCAAAAGAGGUGUGGGGUGAUAUUCCACAAAUCGCAGCUGAUGAAACUAAAAGAAAGGCAUUUGUGAUUGAUUUAAGAAAUAUAGGAGAUAGUGGGUGGUCAGAAGAUCUAAGCCAAGAAGCCAUGGCAAAAGACUUAUUUCAUUUUAUGAACUUAAAAAAAAUCAACAAGGCAGGAUUAAUUGCACAUAGUCUAGGAGGUGCUGUGUGUCAAAAGUUUGUGAUGGAAUGGCCAGAUAGAGUUGAAUUCUUAAUUGUAGAAGAUCUAUUUCAAAGCAAAAACGCCUCAUUGACUUAUGUGGCUGAGAUGGGUUUAUCUUUCUAUCGACACUGGGUUGAAGCUGUUCGAAGUAUACCACCAUACAUGAAUAAAACUGAUGCAAUAAAAUACGCAGUGGAUCACCUUUAUUAUCAGCUUCCACCUGAAAAGCUUAAUUUAAUCAGUGGUAGAGAGAAAUUAUGCCAAAUUGAUUAUAAUUUGAAACAGAUGGAUGAUGGGACCUAUGAUUUAAAAGAUAAUGUUGAUCUAUUUUUCAAUAUACGUAGAGAACUCUUGGAAUUGCCACCAGUAACUGGUAUUUACGACGGACCAAUAUAUUUCAUAAUUUCGCCCAACUCUUGGUGUAAAGUGUAUGAGCAUACAGAUGAAAUUCUCGAAACAUUCCCUAAGGCUCAAUUUUUCUACAUUGAAGGAACAACACACAAUAUUCACAUUGAUGCUCCUGAAAAAUUUAUGAAUAUUAUGUUGGAAUGUAUUUUAAAACAUCAGUGUAUAGAUUAAUGUACUAAUGGUAAACUUAAUAAAAAUAAAUACACUUAAUAAAAAGA
Molecule: messenger RNA, 1112 nt
Organism: Parasteatoda tepidariorum (common house spider)
Lineage: Eukaryota; Metazoa; Arthropoda; Arachnida; Araneae; Theridiidae
Product: sn-1-specific diacylglycerol lipase ABHD11
Biological process (GO): lipid metabolic process
Molecular function (GO): carboxylic ester hydrolase activity
Source: RefSeq, a predicted model, not a curated record